CUACCAGCAAAGGAAAGGAACACUCGACUCAACUUGGGUCCCUCCCUUUCUCUCCCAUGUUCAGAUCACACCAGUUCUUUCUACGAAAUGCAUACGUGUGUCUCAACUCUCUUUCAGCUAAUCCUUUUUCUUCAACACGUUCCUCAAUUCUAUAUUCUCUUACCUCUAGUUCUCCGAAUUCCUUUAAACAAAAAGUAUAAUUUAUCAGUAUAGUUGAAUCAAAAGAGCAAAAAUCCUUUGGAAAUUUUACAACAACCCAAAUUUUGGCAAUCAAGAGCGUUAGAUUCGAUUCUUGUCAUGUCCUCCUCAUCGCUAUUAUACUAACCGCAUUAAAUAAUUUGCUUCUAUUCACCCAUUUGGGAUCAAUGACAUUUGUCUUCUCCUUGCCCCCUUUCAUGGUAUUAUUGUAAUCAUAUCAACUGCCAUUAGUUCCUCAGUAUACCCAUCAAAUUAUACAUAUUCACAUCUUGAUUAGGCUGAAAAAACUUGGUGGGUAUUACCUAAUUUGGUUAUAAUUGAUAUUAUCUGUUCUGGGUCUCUCUCUGCUUCCACUUUUUUUGUCGGUGUUAAUGAGAAUCAAUUGCUCCUUGCCCUAGGUUCAGUAUAUGUACUUUUGGGGACCAUUUUAAUGAUUUCUCGAAGUCAUAUAAAGAACCUGGAUCUAAUUUUCCGGUUGAUUUUGUUGGUUUAAAUCGGUGUGAUGCAUAUUGAAGUUAUUAACAACAAUGGCGACUUUGAUCCCUGGUGUAUUGUUGAAAUUGCUUCAGCAUAUGAACACGGAUGUGAAAGUUGGAGGUGAACACCGAUCAUCUCUAUUGCAAGUGGUGAGCAUUGUUCCUUCUUUAUCUGGCGGUUCACUUUUUAAAAACCAAGGGUUUUACAUAAAAGUAUCAGAUUCUUCUCAUUCCACAUAUGUUUCUUUACCUGAUCACCAAAAUGAUCUUAUUCUCAAUGAUAAGAUCCAAUUGGGUCAAUAUAUAUUCGUGGAGAGGCUGAAAUUAGCCUCUCCGGUGCCCAUUUUACAAGGGUGUCGGCCACUUCCUGGCCGACACCCUUGUAUAGGAACCCCUAAAGAUAUUGUUGCCACACACUCUUUGGGAUUCCUAAACAAUAAUCAAUUGAGUAGCAAGAAAACUACACCGAUUUUGGCAAGAUCGAUAUCUCAAUUGUCAAAAUCGGUAAAUGAUGGAAUUGGAGCAAAAGGGUCUUUAAACCUAAACAAUAAUUUUAGUAGCAAGAAAACUACACCAGUUUUGGCAAGAUCGAUAUCUGAAAUGUCAAAAUCGGUAAAUGAUGGAAUUAGAGCAAAAGGGUCUUUGAACCUAAACAAUAAUUUUAGUAGUAGCAAGAAAACUACACCACUUUUGGCAAGAUCGAAAUCUCAUAUGUCAAAAUCGGUGAAUGAUGGAAUUAGUUUAAAAGGGUCUUUGAGAUUGAAAGCAAAAUCGAUCAAUUCUAGCCAAAUGCCUUUGUCUCCAACCGGUUGUUAUUCAAUGCCGAAUUCGUUUGAGAAGUUCUCUAAUGGGAUUAAGAAGCAAUCGAGUAUCAAUGGAGUAAAUAAGACAAUGGGUAAGUUGAAUUUGGGGGGAAAAGUGAGUCAAAGUGUGAAGAAGAAAUUUGGGAUUCAAGGUAUUGAUUUGGGACAUAAGGUUCUUAGGAAGAGCUGGAAGGGAAAUAUGGAGGCAAGGAUUCCAAAAUUUAGUAUCAACAGGAAAACUUCAAAGCCUGAAUCUCGGAUUACUUCUACUUCAAGAAAAUCGACAAGUGAAAGGACACAAUCGAAGGAGGAGGAUAAUAAAGUGAAGUUGUUUGAAAAGUCAUCUAAAGAAGAAAGUAAGAAUGAAAAACAAGUGAAGAAAAUUGCUACGAUUAAAGAAAAAUCAUCAAAUGGAAGGAAAUCAUUAGCAAAAGCUUCGUGUAAGGGAUUAUCAGGAAACAUGAUGAAGGUUUCUCUUAGUAAUAAGAGAUUAACAAAUGAAAGUGAUUCUUGGUCUUCACUCCCACUGGAUAUUUCAAAGCUUGGAAAGGAAGUCCUGAAGCAUAGAGAUGCUGCACAAAUUGCUGCCAUGGAAGCUAUGCAAGAAGCUUCAGCUGCUGAGAGCAUACUUCAAUGUAUAAGGACUUAUUCUGAGCUCUGUUCUUCAGCAAAAGAAGACAACCCACAGCCCACUAUUGACCAGUUUUUAUCCAUGAAUGCUACCUUAAAUAACAUUCAUCAAAUUACCAAAUCUUUAACAAAAAUCAUAAACCCUAAAUCAUCAAAUCCCGAAGAAAACCCAUCAGAAGAAAUUAUAAAACUCACAUCAGAUCUAGAAAAAAAAGCAAAUCUUUGGGUACACUCUGCCUUAAUCACAAACUUAUCAUCUUUCACAGUGUACACCAAACAACCACCAUGUUCUAGCCACCAACCCACCGUAGUACCUGAUGGCUCCACCAAGACCCCACCACCAAAGCCACGUAGGACCGUGGUUGACCAAAACUCCCGGGCCCCACCUCCAAAAUGGGAAAAGGGGUCUGGUCUUUAUGAGACGAUAAACUUGGCAGAAAUGUUGAAAAUGGAGUCGGGUGAUUGGUUCUUGGGGUUUGUUGAAAGAUUCUUGGAUGCUGACGUGGACAUGGUAUCGGAUAAUGGUUGGAUCGCUGGGAUGCUGACUCAGCUCAAGAGUGUGAGUGAGUGGUUGGAUAAGAUUGAGAUGAGUAAAGAUGAAGGGGAGAGGAUUGAUCGGAUAAGAAAGAAGAUUUAUGAUCAUCUUCUUACACAUGUGGAAUCUGCUGCGGUUGCACUUGGUGGAGCCUUAGUAACAUCACAAAGUGAAAGAAAAGCUAAAAUGUAAAAAAAAAAAAAAGAUUGUCAUUUUUUUUUUUGUAUAUACAAGAACCAAAAGGUUGUUGUGGUAUAGACGUAUAGGUGUGGAGUGUUCAUGUAAUUAGUUAUAAAGAGAGUUCAAGUUUUGGGUUUGCAUAGUUGUGGAACACAAUUAUUGAAAGUAUAUAUAGAAGAUGUCAUGUAUGUGUGUUUUAGCGUUUUAGGAUAUGAGAAUUAAUAAGUGAGGCGAGGUCCAAAGGUCGAAGACCGUGUGUCACCUUCUUUGUUCUGCUCUAAUUGGAGUUUACCAAGGGGUUAAAUGCAAGAAACAAGAAUGUACUCUUAUUGAUUUGUUUAUUAUAUUAUCAUACUUUCAUUUA
This is a messenger RNA of Lactuca sativa (garden lettuce), 3186 nucleotides long. Its product is annotated as protein CORTICAL MICROTUBULE DISORDERING 2. Lineage: Eukaryota; Viridiplantae; Streptophyta; Magnoliopsida; Asterales; Asteraceae. The record is from RefSeq and is a predicted model, not a curated record.